Molecule: messenger RNA, 2286 nt
Organism: Phoenix dactylifera (date palm)
Lineage: Eukaryota; Viridiplantae; Streptophyta; Magnoliopsida; Arecales; Arecaceae
Product: monocopper oxidase-like protein SKU5
Molecular function (GO): copper ion binding; oxidoreductase activity
Source: RefSeq, a predicted model, not a curated record
UGUCCUUGUCUUCUUGGUUCCUUUUUCUUGUUCGCUGUCGCGCAGUUCCUCCGGUUCUCUUCCGCACUCCACUCGCAAAGGGAGGCCGAUCCGAUGCUCCCCUACUCGCCCCACUCCUCCAAAUCUUUCCUCUUCUCUUCUCUCUUUUUCUUCGUCGCUGUUUUGCUCGUGGAUGUGGCUCUCGCUGGAGAUCCGUUUGUAUACUUGGACUGGGACGUGUCCUACAUCUCCGUCUCGCCUCUCGGAGUUAAGCAGCAGGUUAUUGGAAUCAAUGGGCAGUUUCCUGGACCAAUUGUGAAUGUGACAACAAACUGGAAUGCUGUUGUGAAUAUCCAAAACAAUUUAGAUGAACCUUUUCUUGUCACUUGGAAUGGUUUACAGCAAAGGAAGAACUCUUGGCAGGAUGGUGUUUUGGGGACAAAUUGCCCCAUCCCUUCUGGUUGGAAUUGGACAUACGAGUUUCAGGUCAAAGACCAGAUUGGAAGCUUCUUUUAUUUCCCUUCGAUCAAUUUUCAGAAGGCUGCAGGUGGUUAUGGUGGAAUUAUAGUAAACAACAGAGAUGUAAUUCCACUGCCCUUUGGGACACCAGAUGGGGAUAUUACAGUCUUCAUUAGUGACUGGUAUAACAAGGGCUACAAGGAACUCAGAAAAACUCUUGAAGAUGGAAGUGAUCUUGGGAUUCCUGAUGGGGUCCUCUUCAAUGGUUUGGGACCCUACCACUACAAUGAAUCAAUUGUGCCUGAUGGCAUAGCUUAUGAGAUAAUAAAUGUGGAGCCAGGGAAAACAUACCGAAUACGAGUGCAUAAUGUUGGCAUAUCAACUAGUCUAAACUUUAGAAUCCAGAACCACAACCUUCUCCUUGUAGAGACAGAAGGAUCUUACACUGUUCAACAGAACUAUACAAACAUGGAUAUCCAUGUGGGACAGUCUUAUUCAUUUUUGGUCAUGAUGGAUCAAAAUGCUAGCAGUGACUACUAUAUUGUGGCAAGUGCUCGGUUUGUUGGUGCAGAUACCAGGAAUAGAGUAACAGGGGUUGCUAUAUUGCACUAUUCCAAUUCCCAGGGUUCUGCUUCUGGUCCACUUCCUGACGGCCCAGAUGAGGCUGACACAUACUUUUCAAUGAACCAAGCAAGGUCCAUCAGAUGGAAUGUUUCUGCUGGUGCUGCUCGACCCAACCCACAGGGAUCUUUUCGAUAUGGUGAAAUCACUGUCACUGAUGUGUAUGUGCUACUGAACAGACCUGCAGAGCUUAUAAAUGGGCAGUUGCGAACUACUUUGAAUGCCAUUUCUUAUGUUGCCCCUUCAACACCUCUGAAGCUCGCACAACAAUUUAAUGUGCCAGGAGUAUAUAAGAUGGAUUUCCCAAAUCAAAUGAUGAACAGACCUGCAAAAUUUGAUACAUCUAUAAUCAAUGGCAGCUAUAAGGGUUUCACAGAAAUUAUAUUCCAGAACAAUGACAGUACUGUUCAAAGCUAUCACAUGGAUGGCUAUGCAUUUUUUGUUGUGGGGAUGGAUUAUGGAAACUGGACAGAGAAUAGCAGAAGUACCUAUAAUAAAUGGGAUGGAGUUGCUCGUUGCACAACACAGGUAUUUUCUGGAGCAUGGACCGCCAUCCUAGUUUAUCUUGACAAUGUCGGCAUGUGGAAUCUGCGUGUGCAGAAUCUUGACAGAUGGUACCUGGGCCAGGAAGUGUAUGUAAGUGUGGUUAAUCCAGAAAUGAGCAACAAGACUGAGCUUCUACUACCUGAUAAUGCUAUAUUUUGUGGUGCACUCUCCAGCUUACAGAAAGAGCAGUCCCAUAAAUUUAGAUAUUCCGAAGCAUCAUCAGCUGCCAAAUCAAGCAGAAUGAUUUUAUUUUGGUUUCUUAUUUCUUGGCUCAGUAUCUUUUCCUUGUGACAACUUCAGCAGCUCAGUGGUCUAUGGAAGGGAAUGCCGAUAAGAAUGUAUCAGAAAUGAGUUUUCGUAGUUUAUUUUGGCGUUGCACUCAUCUUAGCAUGGUAAAGACAUGCAAGGCAAUCAUAUUGCAUGCAAGUAUUACAUUUUUCUUCAUUUAUAUCUCCUGUACAACUGUUGAUUUUAGAUAAUGUGUUUCCAUGAUGAUUGUGGGCGGUGGUUUGCUGUUAUUUGUAUUUUCAGCAUAACAAAAAAAAGUCAUUGUUGUAUAUUUUUUUAAUAUUAGGCAAAAAAAUAACUCCACUAGAAAUAUCUUGUAUUUAUGCCCUGUACCUUUAAACUUAGUUAUGUUUGCCAGCAUUUCUAAGCAGAAUUCAGCUGGCGGUCGUCCUA